Mugil cephalus (flathead mullet) is the source of this 2222-nucleotide messenger RNA. It is a transcript of the gene foxc1b, whose product is annotated as forkhead box C1b. Gene Ontology annotation, molecular function: DNA-binding transcription factor activity, RNA polymerase II-specific; RNA polymerase II cis-regulatory region sequence-specific DNA binding. The coding region runs from base 314 to 1723 and encodes 469 amino acids. The record is from RefSeq and is a predicted model, not a curated record. Lineage: Eukaryota; Metazoa; Chordata; Actinopteri; Mugiliformes; Mugilidae. Gene Ontology annotation, biological process: anatomical structure morphogenesis; cell differentiation; regulation of transcription by RNA polymerase II. The transcript has a single exon.
UUGGAUGAUGGAGCACACAUUCGGAUUCGGGGUGGAGCAGCUCGAGCAGCCAAAAGGGAGGAAAAAUGUGAAGGGUAAAAAAAAGUUCCUUUCAGUGUAGGCUCGUGCUCCUCCAGCCUUCUUAGUUUCCCAAAUGUUCACCGUGGCAGUGCGCGCUCUCUCCGGCUCACCGUGGCGGACUGCGGCUUAAAGAAAAGGGACUUUGAGGCGAUAAAGACAGAAGAGAGAACUGUACGAGAACCGGAGCACGCGCAGCGGCUGUGACAGUUUGUGGUGGAGAAGCAGUUUGGGGAGCUUUUACGCAUUGCGCAGGAUGCAGGCGCGCUACUCUGUCUCCAGUCCCAACUCUUUGGGAGUCGUACCGUACAUCAGCAGCGACCAGGGCUACUACCGGGCCGGCGGCGGAUACACCGGGAUGCCUGCGCCUAUGAGCAUGUACUCACAUGCGGCCCACGACCAGUACCCGGCCAGCAUGGCCCGGGCGUACGGACCGUACACCCCUCAGCACCAGCCGAAGGACAUGGUCAAACCGCCUUACAGCUACAUCGCCCUCAUCACUAUGGCGAUCCAGAAUUCACCGGAGAAGAAGAUCACCCUGAACGGGAUUUAUCAGUUUAUCAUGGAGAGGUUUCCCUUCUACCGGGACAACAAGCAGGGCUGGCAGAACAGCAUACGGCACAAUCUGUCCCUCAACGAGUGCUUUGUCAAAGUGCCCCGGGACGAUAAGAAGCCCGGUAAGGGCAGCUACUGGACCUUAGAUCCGGACUCCUACAACAUGUUCGAGAACGGCAGCUUCCUACGGCGCCGGAGGAGGUUCAAAAAGAAGGACGUGCAGAAGGAUAAGGAGGACAGGCAAGGCAAGGACCCCUCUAACCGGACCGCGGGCCGGGAGCAGGACGCGCCGGUGCAGGGCUCUCAGCCGGUGAGGAUCCAGGAUAUAAAGACUGAGAACGGGACCUCCACGCCGCCUCAGGCCGCAUCUCCGACCCUGGGCGCAGUGCCCAAGAUCGAGAGCCCAGACAGCAGCAGCAGCAUGUCGACGGGCAGCCCUCACAGCGUCCCCUCCACCAGGUCACUCAGCAUGGAAGGAUCCGAGCACCACCACCACGGCCAGGCCCCGGCACAGGGCUUCAGCGUGGAUAACAUCAUGACCUCCUUGCGGGGCUCUCCGCAGGCCGAGCUCUCGCCGCCUCUCAUCGCCUCCUCUCGGACAGGUAUCACCCCCUCGCUGUCGCUCAACUAUUCCCCCAACCAGACCCCCUCCUACAGCUCGACGACCUGCAACCAGAACGCCAUCUCCACGAGCUCCAACGCGACGUAUCACUGCAACAUGCAAGCCAUGAGCCUGUACGCGGGGGACAGGUCGUCCGGGGGCCACCUGGCGCCGUCCACCACGGUGGAGGAGGCUCUGCCCGACUAUUGCAUCACCACGACCACCGCGUCCCCGCUCGGGCACGGGAACCUGAGCCAGGCCGGCCAGGAGGGCCACCACGCGCACCAGGGCCGGCUCGCGUCCUGGUACGGGGACCUGAGCCACUUGAGCCCCGGUUACCCGGCGCAGCAGCAGAACUUCCACUCUGUGCGGGAGAUGUUCGAGUCCCAGCGGAUCGGGCUGAACGGCUCCCCGGUGAACGGGAAUAAUAGCUGUCAGAUGGCCUUCCCGUCCGGCCAGUCCAUCUACCGCACCUCAGGAGCUUUUGUUUAUGACUGCAGCAAGUUCUGAAAACCAAAUGUGUCUUUUAAAUUAAUAACUCUAAUAUAUAUUUUCUAUAUUUUUUUUUUGUACUUUUGGUCUUUCAUUCACACUCCGAAUGGACAUGAGAUUUUUUUUUCUUUUUUCUUUUUUUUUGUCAAGAGCUGUGUAACACCAAAACACGUAAGUUUCCUUCCCUCUCACUUUGAGAAUUGUUUAUAAAGAUGACUCAAAUACCGGCUCCUAAGACUAAGACUGUAAAUUAUAGCCUAAUAUACUAAUUUAUUUGUUAGGAAAAAAAAAGGAGUGGUUGGAUGUUGAGGACCAAACACUUUAACGUUUUCCAGUUUUCUUAUUGCUGCCUUUAAUCGUCCCAGUUCUUGUAUAGACAUGGAGGAGAGAGAAGAGGGGGACUGUGUAGCCUAUACUGACUUAUUUUAUUCAUUCUGUGUUAUUUGUUUCAAAAAAAACUAUUUUGAAGGCAUUACCUUUUGUUUUGUGUAAUAAAGUGCCGUCUAUUUGAUUUUAA